This is a messenger RNA of Corythoichthys intestinalis (scribbled pipefish), 4289 nucleotides long. It is a transcript of the gene wwc3, whose product is annotated as WWC family member 3. Lineage: Eukaryota; Metazoa; Chordata; Actinopteri; Syngnathiformes; Syngnathidae. The record is from RefSeq and is a predicted model, not a curated record. The transcript has 22 exons. The coding region runs from base 510 to 3761 and encodes 1083 amino acids. Gene Ontology annotation, biological process: negative regulation of organ growth; cell migration; regulation of hippo signaling. Gene Ontology annotation, cellular component: cytoplasm. Gene Ontology annotation, molecular function: molecular adaptor activity; kinase binding.
CUUUUGUUUUGGGACAAGUUGUUACCCUCCUUGACAUAAAUUCGCUUUAAAUGUAACAAGACUCCACUUCAUAAGAACUUUAGUAAACCUAUUUGCAUUUAAUGUAGUGAACCGACAUUAUAGUAUGGAAAUAACAAAACAUGAAACGUGAUUAGCGACAAUCAAAUGGAAGUACCGACAUGAAAAAAAAUUGAGCUUUUAAUUUUUUCGUAAGUGGAGCUUUAAAGUGGACACGUAAAGGGAGACAAGAGGAGGAGAUUGGACGGAGGGGCCAAACUCGCCCCGCACGUCCGUCCGUUUAUGCAAAUCCGCCCCGAGCCCGAAUAAGGACACGGAGGAAUGAAACAUGGUGGCGGAGGGAGCAGGCCAACAUGGAGGCGAGAGCACCUCAUGAGCCGUAAUGCGGUAAAGAGAAGUCUGAGGAAACCUUGAAAGGAGACAACGACGACGAAGGAAGGAAAGAAACAACGGGGCUGGAGCCCUCCGCUCUGCAGCGGCGGCCCGCCGCGAUGCCGUGGCCGGGCGGAGGCGGCGGCAAGCGGCGUGAGAGCUCCGAGCUCCCGCUGCCCGCCGGAUGGGAGGAAGCCCGAGACUACGACGGAAGAGUCUUCUUUAUCGACCAUAACACCCGGCAAACCUCGUGGAUAGAUCCCCGAGAUAGGAUCACCAAGCCACUGACCUUCGCCGACUGCGUGGGAGACGAGCUUCCCCUGGGCUGGGAAGAGGUCUACGACCAACAAGUGGGCGUUUACUACAUCGAUCACAUUAACAAGACCACACAGAUCGAAAAUCCGCGCACACAAUGGCGGCAGGAGCAGGAGCGCAUGUUAAAAGAGUACCUGGUGGUGGCGCAGGAGGCCCUACGAGCCAAGAAAGAGAUGUACCUAGUCAAGCAACAGCGGCUGGAGCUGGCCCAGCGUGAGAUGUUGCUGUUCCACGAGCUCUCCGACGAUAGCCGCUCCGUGGCUAGCAGCGCGCUCUCCGGCUCGUCUUCCGGCGCGAAAUAUGACCCCGACCAAAUCAAAGUGGAAGUGGCUUGUAGGCGAGAGCGGCUCUCCAGGCUGAAGCACGAGCUGGCCCAGGUGAGGCAGGAGCUGCAGUACAAGGAAAUGGGCGUGGAGACCCUGCAAGAGAUCGACCGCAAGAUGUCGUGCAGUCAGACCAACUACAAGCUGGAUGAGGCGCAGGCCAUCUUCAGCGAGCUGCGCAGCAUCAAGAAGGCCAUCAGCGCCGGCGAGAAGGAGAGGCAGGACCUCAUCCAGAGCCUGGCCAAGCUGACGGUGAAUUUCCAGAGCAGCUUAUGUGUGGGUGAUACUGCCGGUGAGUUGGUCAACACCGGUGGAGGAGGCGGGGCCGCUGCGCCGGGCGAACAUCAGCAGCUGUAUUGCGACGCUGGCUGCCAGACGGACGUGAUAAUGGGAGAGGACUCAUCCCACCUGGUGGACAAAGUCAAAGUCAACUGGCAGUACGAAGAGGCCAAAAAGAAAGUCCAGAGCAUCCAGCACCAGCUGGCCCAGCUGGACAGCGAGAGCUGGUCCGGCCGGGCCGAAGCAGAUCGCGACCGAGACUUUGUCCAGCUGUUGCGUGAGAAGGAGGCGUUGCUGCACGACAUCAUCAGCGUCAGCAAGCGCCACGAGAAGGCUCGCGCUCCCGAUUCGGGUCCGGAUAUCGAGCCCGGUCCCGACACGCUCCUGCAGCUGGAGGAAGAACGCUGCCGGCUGGAGGAGGAAGUGCAAAGGGCGCACAGCUCGCAGAGUCAGGGAGCCAAUCAGAGGCUCCUGCAGCAGGAGAAGAGAAACGUGCUGCUGAGAAAGCUGGAGGAGGCCACACGCAUCACCACCUACCUUCACUCUCAGCUCAAAAGCCUAUCUGCCAGCUCCCUGACGGUGUCGUCCAGCAGCAGCCGCGGCUCGCUAGCGUCCAGCCGCGGCUCGUUAGCAUCCAGCCGCGGCUCCCUCAGCUCCAUCAGCUUCAGCGACAUCUACGGCGCACCGCCCUACGAGCGCCACGACGAGCCUCCGGACCCCCACCUCCGCUUGGCGCCGCCCCUGGAGGCGGAGCCGGCCGCUCCCGGCAGGGCCAAGCGCUCCCACGACACGCCACAGUCGUUAGCCUCGCUGUCAUCUCGCUCCUCGCUGUCAUCGUUGUCGCCGCCCAGCUCGCCCAUGGACACGCCCUAUCACUCUGCACCCCAGGAUUGCCCCCUUACGCAGAUGACGGACGAGUACAUGGAACAAGCGGGACGUGGUCUCGCCGCUAGGGAGGCUGGCUCUCAGGGGGCUUUCAACUCAACUGGAGUGACCUUGCGCGGCAACAGCGGCAGCAGAAGCAGCAGGAGGACCAGGAGAGUCUCUGCCGGCGUCUCCGAGGACGCUCUGGCCACUGACAGCGGCGUCUUUGAGGCCUGGGGAAGGAGGGCGGAGGAGUCCGAGGAGAUGUCUUACCUGAAGGAACAGACAAGUGAGCCCACUCAGAUACAACUAGGACUGCUGUGGGAGUCUGCCUCACAAUCCCUUUGUCUGCAUCUUCUCCAACUCAAGAACCUCAGCAGGUCCAUCACAAGAGAGGGCUACAAAGUCUUUGUGAAGGUGCACCUGAUUCCAGCGGACACGAGCCGAGCUUGCGCCUUCUACUGCUGCACGGCGCUGGAGCCGCAAACACACGUCAGCUUCAACGAAGGCUUCCGCGUACCCGUGCCGGAAGACGCGCUGGCCGGCUGCGCCUUGCAGUUGUCCCUCUGCUCGCUCGGACCGCAGGCUCAGGAGGAGCUUCUGGGUAAAGCGCAGGUGGGCCUGGCUGAGUGUGAGGGAAGCACGGAGAUGGUUUACCACUGGCUGAGGGUCCAAAUGUUCAAUGGGGCGGAGCCUCAGAAACUGCGAAGAAAUCACGACGGGCCUGAAGAUGAACACGGAGCCAGAGCUAUGGAAAGUGCCCCAUUAUCCCGCACCGACGCCGACCCGGACUCUGACCCAGACCCGCCACUGAGGCCGACAGCCGAGUCGAUGGACGGCUACGGGGUGCGGUGCAAUCGGACGACAUCAAAGGUCGUCGUGCUAAAGGCGGAGAAGGCCACCAUGACAGAGAGCCACUUUACUGAGGCGGUGCGAGUCCGGGGUAAAGAGAGGGGAGGCGCGCGCUGGGGUCACGCAGCGCCCUUCAUGCGCGGCGGCACCAUCGUGCGAUCGCAGACGUUUUCUCCCGGGGCUCGCAGUCAAUACGUUUGCAGGUUGUACCGCAGCGACAGCGACAGCUCCACCCUCCCAAAGAAAUCGCCGUUCGUGCGCAACACGCUGGAGCGUCGCACGCUGCGCUACAAGCAGCAGUCGUAUCGCUCGUCGCUGGCCGAGCGGCCCACGCGCACCUCGCUGGACCUGGAGCUGGACCUCCAGGCCUGCCGCACGCGUCAGAGGCAGCUCAGCGAGGAGCUGGGCGCACUCCGAGAGCUCAAGCUUAGGCUGGAGGAGCCCGCCGCGACGUCGCACCUUCACCACGGCGAGCUGCCCCACUGGGCCCUGAGGGACGAGCGCUUCCGCUGCCUGCUCAGGGAGGCCCACAGACAGGCGGGUCAAAGCGAGCGUGAGCAGCGUCAAGAGGAAGAGGUGGGAAGGCGGCUGCGUAAGGCGUCCAAAGAGCUUCUGCACUUGAGGGGGCACAGCCACAAGGAACCCCUUCCCGUUCACACCUUCAGAGAGAAGAUGGCUUUCUUCACCAGACCAAGGUUCAACCUCCACGUACCUCCAUUGCCGGCUGACGACGUGUGACCUCCGCCCCCGAGCCCGCGUCACAUGACAUGAAGUAUUUGUGCUACUUUUUCCUCCACACAAAAAGGAGUCACGAAGCGUUUGUGUGCCAUGAAGAACCCAAGAAAGUCUUCUCUUUCCACUGUUUCCGCUUGCCAGUCGGGAACAAAAACACAAAAGCUACUCACUGUACUGUAACUUAUUUUAUAGUACUUUUUUUUUCCUUGAAGGAAAUUUCAGCACCCCCAAAAAAAACUAUCUUCCGAUUAAAGCCGCUCCCUGCUUUUUUAAGUGUAUUUUGUAGCUUCGGAACAAAUAGCACUUGAGUGUUUGUACUUCUUCUAAAAGCAAUGUAUGUACAUCCAAUGUCACUUUGUAAUCCACUUUUAUUAAAAAUGUCCUUUUUUGUUAUUAAAAAUUAAUAUUAUUUCAUGUACUUUUCAAUAUACGGAUGAAACACUGUAUUCUGAUAGUUUUUUUUUUUUCUAAUGAUGUCUGUAUGAGCAUCUGCAGUGUUACCUCUUUUGUGAAAAUAAAACUAUUAAAGCA